Patiria miniata (bat star) is the source of this 1007-nucleotide messenger RNA. RefSeq names its product protein rolling stone-like. The transcript is spliced from 3 exons. The coding region runs from base 120 to 899 and encodes 259 amino acids. The record is from RefSeq and is a predicted model, not a curated record. Lineage: Eukaryota; Metazoa; Echinodermata; Asteroidea; Valvatida; Asterinidae. Gene Ontology annotation, cellular component: membrane.
GCUUGUACACUGCAGGCCACACCUUAAGCGACACCACACCGAAAAGCUCCCUAUAUCGAUUCAAUUUUAAUUGAUUUUGGCUGGAUAUUACUGCGUUCGAAACAAUCGUAAGCGUAGCUAUGAAUUGUUGUGAGCGACCGAAACUUUCGGAUCUGAAGCUGACUUGCAGGGACCCCAGUGUGUUCCACCGCACACAGUGGUCCAAGUUACCGGCAGUCGUCUUCAUAGCGUACCGUGUGGUCCUGGCCCUCUACAUCCUUGGUUUCUACAUAGCUCUAGUGGUAGAGGGGCAGUCAAAUGGAGGCUACAAUUUGAUUUUUCUCACCAACGUUGCUUUCAUCGUCUUCGUUGUUUACUUGCUGGUUUCCGGCCUCGUUGCUGUUACCGAUGGGUGCAUCUUGCGAAAGCGAAACAAUGAGGAAAUGGGCAUCCGUCACGUGAUCCACUGGCUCCUCUUCAACGUGACCAUCAACGCCAAUUUCAUUAUCAGCAUCAUCUACUGGGCGGUCCUCUACAACUCUGCGCGCUCUGGUUUCUUCUACAAUUUCCACGUGCACGCGGUGACCAGUAUCGUAUCCAUGAUAGACCUCAUCGUCACUGCGAUUCCAGUACGGCUCUUUCACGGCAUCUACCCAGUCGUGUUUCUGUGCACCUAUACGGUGGUGACGCUCAUCUACUGGGCUACGGGUAACGGCACUGUUUACCCCUUCCUAGAUUACGACAACAACCCCGGCCUGGCCGCGGGAGCGAUUGUCGGCAUCUUCGUUGCCGUCUGGGCCAUGCAGGGAUUCAUGUGGGCCAUUUACAAACUCAGGAUGUGGUUUUGGAUAAAGUGUGAGGGGCAGGACUCCAUAUUACAGCCUGAUCAAGAACAGGACAGACAUGAAGAAGGUCUUUAAAUCAGAACUUAGUACGGCUAUACGACUACCAAUUUCGAGUUGAAAUAGUGAUUUUUUUUUACGACUGCGGGGGCCAACCAUUUUUUAAGGGUGCGUCACCAUACCCCC